Molecule: messenger RNA, 738 nt
Organism: Neltuma alba
Lineage: Eukaryota; Viridiplantae; Streptophyta; Magnoliopsida; Fabales; Fabaceae
Product: 3-hydroxyisobutyryl-CoA hydrolase 1-like
Exons: 8
Coding region: 1-738 (245 amino acids)
Biological process (GO): L-valine catabolic process
Molecular function (GO): 3-hydroxyisobutyryl-CoA hydrolase activity
Source: RefSeq, a predicted model, not a curated record
AUGAAGGUGUUUCUCAUUAAUGGAGUGGUCAUGGGAGGAGGAGCCGGUCUAUCCAUGAACACAUAUUUUAGAGUUGUCACUGAAAGAACUGUGUUUGCCAUGCCAGAAGCAUCUAUAGGACUCUUUCCUGACGUGGGUGCUUCAUACUUUCUCUCAAGGCUUCCUGGUUAUUUUGGGGAGUAUCUGGGAUUAACAGGAAGACGUUUGAAUGGAGAAGAAAUGGUUAAAUGUGGCCUUGCUACUCAUUUCGUCCCUUCCGAGAAGCUAAAGUUGCUGGAAAAUGCCCUGCAGACUGUGACAACUUCAGAUAUUUCAACAAUUACUGCAUUAAUUGAUAAAUUUUCUGAAGUAGCUCAUCUUAAGGAAGACAGCCCCUUGAAGAGACUGGACACAAUCAAUAAAUGCUUCUCAAAACCAACCGUGGAGGAAAUUGUUCUAUCCUUGGAAAAGGAAAUAGAAGUUGAUGGAGCAGAGAAGUGGAUUGCAGAUGCAUUAAAUUACAUGCGUGAAUCUUGUCCCACAAGCCUCAAGAUAUGGCUUAGAUCAGUGAGAAAAGGCAGAGUACAAAGCAUUGAACAAUGCCUAUCUCGGGAUUACAAUAUUGCCUCCCAUUUCUUUCGAAGAAUUGUGAGCAACGAUUUCUACGAGGGUUCAAGAGCAAAGCUAUUUGAUAAAGACAAAAAGCCCAAGGUAAACAACAGUGUCUCUUGUUCAUUCCAUCGAGUUUGUGCGAUUUAA